This is a messenger RNA of Frankliniella occidentalis (western flower thrips), 1422 nucleotides long. RefSeq lists its product as uncharacterized. The record is from RefSeq and is a predicted model, not a curated record. Lineage: Eukaryota; Metazoa; Arthropoda; Insecta; Thysanoptera; Thripidae. The coding region runs from base 24 to 1271 and encodes 415 amino acids. The transcript is spliced from 7 exons.
ACCCUCUAGGUCCCUCCUGGCCGAUGACCGGUCAACAUCGCCCCUUCAUUGUUGCAGUGAAGUCGCCGCGGACCCCCGCACGUCCCGCACCCCCUUCACGCACGCCCGCACGCCCCAACACUAGGCAAACGGUAUCAAAAAUGGCGUCACAAGAUGACUUUAAAGAUGUCAUGCGCGAUAUCUACAAAUACUCUCCUCUCAUUGAACUGGAAGAUCAGGAGCUGUUGCAGAGCUGGGUCAAACGCCUGGCCGACGCCUGUUCCUCGGGGAAGGACCAGAGCAAGGCUCUCGACUAUGCGCGCUAUCUUGCCUACCAGCUGCAGCGCAAGCAGCUGCGCUUCCCCUUUUCGCAGCCGCCCACUGAAGGACCGCUACCCGACCUCAAGGAAGUCCUGUUUGGACCAGAAUCCGACGUGACCGCAGCGGUCUUGGACACGUCGUGUCAGGUGACUGGCUUUAGGCGUGCGCUAGCGCAGAAGAAGGACGUCAGCUUCAAUGACAGCGCCGCCAGUUGGGCCGGCAGAGGAAGGGACGACCUGUGGGACAGCCACCAGGGGGCGCGCGGCGCGGCGUCAAACUGGGAGAGUCAUAUCGCCGAUCCAAAAUGCGAGAGGGACGUCGCGGCCCAAAUGGAGGAGCUGGCAGAAGAUGCGCCCCUGUGGCUGCUCCUGACGCGUGUUUGCCCUCACACGCGCGAUGCUGGCGCGCUGAUGCACGCCGUGGUGGCCGAGGAGUUGGCCGAGUGGUCUGCUAGGCUCGCCGCGGAGCAGACAGUGGCCAGCCAAGAGCCGGGUCAACAGCAGGGAGACGACGACGAGGAGGAGGAGUGGGGCGCAAAGGCAGACGGACGAGCUGACUACUGGCACGAGGUUGCCGAGGUCCUGAGGUCGCUAAACAAAGAAGACGUCUCCAAAGUCGGACAUCUUAUGGCAGAUAUCUGUGACUGGCUUACUCGCCAGAGCAGGCAAUUGCAGGCUGAGCACGCUCAACUGCAGGCUCUUUCAGAUGAAUUGCGUGAAGCUCAUCGUCAAGUUUCAGAAAGUCUAAAAUGGCGAGAAGCACAAUUUGAAAUGCAGAACAGGGUCCUCCAAACAGAAGUGACAUCAUUGAGACAAAGGUACUUUUCACGAUCCAAUUGUGUAGAAAAUACAAUUCAUGUGCAAUCCUCAACUGAUUUUGGUCUUGCAACAGCAUUGAUGAAAAGACGAAGAUAUUCAAUCUCAAGAUUGCAAACAAAAACCCCUCUGGAACAGCAAAACGAUUAUCUAUAAGUCAAGAUAGCUUGGAUGCUUCCAAAAAUUCAACCAAUCAGAGUCAAUAGAAAAGUUUUUCAAAAAUUUAUUUGUAAAAAUAAGGAAAAUUGACUGCCAGAUAAAACAGUUUCACUGAUUUACUGGAACGAAAUAAAUCUAAUCACAAUGA